GUUUUAUGUGUCGUGUGUUCUUUAUUAAUUGUUGUAAGUGUCCUUAUAUUUACGGAAUCAAAAUAAAUUGAUAUUAUUUAUCAAGAAUACAUGUAUGUAUUUGCGAAUUUAAAAGGAGAAGACACGAAAAGGAUCCAUGACGAACGUGAAGAAUACCUGAAGAAUCCAUAUUUUGUAAAGCACGAAUACGGAGAUUUCACACCUUUUUAUAUUACUAUCACAAUUUGUUCUGUAAUAGGUGGAUUUAUAUUUCUUUUGAAUAUUGUAUUCUGCUGGUGUUCCCGUCACAGAGCUUAUUGGCAAGAUCGUCAUACUGGAAAUCGAUACAUUCAAUCUUUGUGGACUGUAUUGCCACAUAAAACUCCACCUCUGGAUUUAACCGAAUUAGAAUCCAUUCACACUACACAACCGAUAGUUAAGUCUGAAGUAAUAGAAUAUCACGAUACUGAAUCUCAAGGAAAAGGUUCUAAUUCGCAGGAAUACUUGGAAAUGCAUAAACGUGAAAGUGAAAUAUAAUUUCACUUUAAUUUUAAUGUUUUAUGAUUGAGAAACGUUGUGAGAGAUAUACGUUCUAUUACAUACUUUAACUCCGUCCAUUUCUAUACUAAAGAGAAUCUUACAUACAUAUAUAUAUAUAUACUACAUUUUUGUUAAUUUUAUAUGACAAACAAUUUUCUCUUUUUGAAAGAUUUUUUUUUAUAUUGAUAUACAAGUAUAUGUAUUUUAUUUGAACUUAAAAAAUAUUAAUUAAGGAUGUUUGGAGUUAAACCAAAAGGCUUCACAUCUUUAAUAGUAUAAAAAAAAUUCAUGCAAAAGAAAUGAUUUUAAAGAAAUCUCUAAUAAUAGUCAAAGCAAAGAUAGUAUUUAAAUCCGUCCAUGAUUUUAUAUUAAUAAAUAUGAUGUACUUUGCAUGACCUAUUAUAUUUAGGAUAUAAUAUAUAAAAAUAUUUUGUAUUUUUUAUAUAGCCAAUUUUUUCAUUACGAAUAAAAUGCUUUUGUUUGCAUAAACAUUCCUUAAACAUAAUUUUUUAUUCAUAGGAAUAAGAUUAUAAUUAUAAUAUUAAAAUAAUAUUAUAAAGAAAUGAAAUAUAUAAGCACAUACGAUAUUAUAUUUAGAUUUUAUAUAUAAUAUUUAAUUUUUAUUGACAACAUUGGAUUUUUGUUACAUGUGUAAUGGUUACAUGAUUUUAUUUAAUAAGUAGAUACAUUAUACAAUUUUUUUUUUCUUUUUUUAUUAUGUAAUGUCAAUUCAUAAAUAAAUCCAGUGAUGAAUCAAAUAAACUACAAGAUUUACUCUAGUCAAGAAGUUAGAAAGAAAUAAUAUUUCUUAAAAAAUCAUAAAACAGAAAUUAAAUCUUAACUUUUUGAACUAACUAUUCGGUUCAAUCGAUUGAAUAAAAUUUGAUUGUGUUCAUGGCAGUGGCUAAAUGCUUACUGCAUAAUGCAAAAAAAAAAAUAAUAAUGAUGAUGAUAAUUUAUUUAUAAUAACGAGCUUAAACUAUUAUAACAGAGUAUCAAUGAAACUUGACGGUAAUCGAGCAUGAUAUCGAUAAUAAUGUACUUGAAAAUUUUUGUCGAUUAUAAUGUUAUAGAUUUGCAAAGCGAACAAUAAUAAUAAUAGUAAUAAUAAUAAUAUUAAUAAUAAUAAUAAUAAUAAUAAUAAUAAUAAUAAUAAUAAUAAUAAUAAUUACAAAUCGAAUUUCUUAUUCUCAUGUAAGGAGAGAGAGAGAGACAUUAAAAGUCUAAAUUCUGUUUACUAUCAUCGAAGGAUUUGAAAAAAUUAAUUUUUCUAAUUAUUUAACGUAUAUUUUCUAUUAAUGCUAUAUUACAAUGCGGUUUAAAACACAAAGAACUCUCAUUUUUAUUUUUUGUUCUUUUCUUUUUCUUUUUUUUGUUUCUUAAGUUCCAUACACAGAGAAGUCAAGCAUGAUAUUUUUAGUUUAAUACUUAAUAGACACGCUUAAUGAUAAUAAUAACUAUAUAUAAUAAUAAUGAGCCCAUAGAGAACGUAUAAUGUGUAUAAUGCUAUCUUAAAUUCUACUAUUUUAAUAAAUUUUAUUUUUAAUCAUCA
Messenger RNA from Vespa velutina, 2071 nucleotides. RefSeq lists its product as uncharacterized. The record is from RefSeq and is a predicted model, not a curated record. NCBI's taxonomy places the organism in Eukaryota, Metazoa, Arthropoda, Insecta, Hymenoptera, Vespidae. The transcript has 4 exons. Bases 91 to 516 code for a protein of 141 amino acids.